CAUGGCAAUUGAGCGGGAAGAGCCAACGGCAAUAAAGCCGGAAGAGUGGGGAGAGGAGCUGGGCGCGCCGCUGCCUAGGCGCAUGCGCCCAAUAUGGCCAGCAGCAGCAGUUGGAGCCGGCGCGCUCUGCCCAUGUGCGCGGGGGCGGCGUUGGGGGGCGCGCUCGUCUUGGAGGUCCUGACGGUGCUAUUUCUGCGGCGCAGAGACUACGGCGGCGAAGGACACGAGCGCGAGGGAGGGGGCCGCGUGGCGGGGUCCUUCCCGUUCUUGCAACUAGCGUCGUUGCUCUUUCUGCUCGGGAAUGCGCUCGAGAGCGCGCGUCGCUUCAUCACCGCUUCCCCCAGCACGCGCGGCAUUAUGCUGGCGGGGGAGGGGCAAGGCUGGGACUAUUGCUACUCCUGCCAGUCCCACGUCCCUCCCCGCUGUGGCCACUGCUAUUCCUGCAACGUUUGCGUCCUGCGGCGGGACCACCACUGCACGCUGCUGGGCCAGUGCUUGGGGCACCGGAACUACCGCUACUUCCUUUGCCUGCUGCUGUACGGCUCUGCCGCCCUGCUGUACGGCUGCCUGCUCAACGUCGGCGUGGUGGUGUCGCUCCUCCAGGAGGCCAGCCGUGCCCAGAUGAUCCUGCUGCUGAUUGUCCCUUGGCUCAUGCUGCUGACGGGGCAAGUCGGCAUCACCCCCUUCAUCUACGCCUUUGUGACGGACGUCUGCCUCGUGGGCUUCCUCUUCUGCAUGGGCUUCUUGCUCUUCCACAGCCUGCUGGCUCUGCGUGGACAGACGACCAAAGAGUGGUUUGAGGAGAGCCGCCAGUAUGACUUAGGCUGGCAGGGCAAUCUCCGCGAAGUCCUGGGCGAGCGGUGGCCCCUGGCGUGGCUCCUGCCUUUUGUGGCCUCCCCUCUGCCUGGAGAUGGAAUCUCCUUCCGGACCAAGGGCCCCGCGCCCGAGCCACUUCCCAAAGCACGUGGUCUCUAAAGGUUUCCACUCUGCAUUGUGCCAGGGGAUCCUCUGUGGCAGAGCGAGGCCUGCCUCCACGCAAAAGCGGGUAGCUUUGGAGACGAGCUCUCGGUGUGCUGCCCCUCCCUCACCAGAGCUUUCACUUUUGGGGUGCUGGCGACGUGGAUUCUCACCUGAUCCUGCGGGAGGACCUGUGAUGAGUUGCUUCCGUGGUCCAGAUGGAAGUAGAAGUUGGGAUUUAGCCUUCUGCUUCCUCUCGGUCGGAUGGUUGAUGUUCGGAUCAAAUGUCUUUUGCCUUCUUUCUGAAAUUCCUAGUGAUUUCCCACUGGCUUGCUUCUCUCCGCUGCUAAAAUGUCACUUGGUUGUCCUGGGCUCGAAGGAACGUGGAGGAACUGAAAAGAACCAGUCGGGAAUUGCUGGGAGGACCCCAAGCCAAGUUUUGUCAGGGGGCUGGUGGCUUUGCUCCCCCACUCUUCUCCAUGCCACCUGUGGGGCUGAUCUCCGGUGGCCACAGAGGACAUCCUUUCUGCAGAUGAAAACAGGGCUUGGACUGGGGCAUCAUACGUUUUUGUGGGUGGAAUUCUGUACUGCUAUACGUUUUUCCCUGUGGGGGCAGAGGAGAGAGAGAAAUGAAAUCCAGCCUGGUGCCUCGCUCUGUUGGAGGUUUCCAGUAACUUAAUAGGGCUUUUCUCACAGCUGUUAACUGGAUACGACAAGGGUCCUAUCUGACUUCAGGAGCUGGGUGCACUCCCAUAUCAUUGGUUGUAUGUGAGUUAAAAGUUGGGCCAGAGGAGGGGAAAGUGAUUUUGUGGGAGCCAGGCACAGGGUCUAACGGCAUUUCCUCCUCCUUGAGUACAGGUUGAGUAUCCCUUAUCCGAACUGCUUGGGACCAGAAAUGUUCCGGAUUUCAGACUUUUCCAGAUUUUGGAAUAUUUGCAUACUGUAAUGAGAUAUCUCGGGCAUGGGAUCCAAGUCUAGACACGAAAGGUUACUGUACACUGUGUUUUAUUUUUUGAGGUUUUAUUUAAAGUCCCUAGCGCCCGAGCGAAUGAGCUGAGGCAUUUUGGUUUUUUUGUUUUGUUACGAGGUGUUCAGCCACAAUGAGUCAGUGUUGCGGGCGUACGCCGUGGAGGUUUCCGGAUUUUGGAGCAUUCCGGAUGUCCGGAUUAGGGAUACUCAACCUGUAAUACGUGGGGUAAAAGUGCUGGGUAAGACGGUGCCGUUGGGAAUCUGUGCCCACCUUUCUCAAAUGAACAUUUCCCCCCCUCUUUUGACCUUGCUUUUAGCUCGUGCAUGGUUGAAAACCAGAAGCGUGCACAGCUCCCGGAAGGCCUCUUGUCCUAUCCAGUUAACGGUGGCGAGAAGAGCCCUGGUGUGUAGAGUUGCCUUAUCCUGAGUCAGACCAUAGGCCCAUCUAGCCCCAGCUUGACUGCUCUGCCUGUUCUUGACUUCUCAAGGUCCUUCUCAGCCCUGCUACAGGAUGCCUUUCGCCCGGAAUGCCUGAGAUUGAGCCUUCUGCAUGCAAGGUCGUUAUUCCACCAGGGAGCGAUUGACCCGCCCUAAGUGGGGCGCCCCCUAUUCCCUGAGCAGUGGGGGUGUCAAGGCAUCCUUUGCAGGAAAGUGCUCUGGAUACCUGCGGGGUCUCUUAUCAGCUAUACAAAACCAUGCACACGGAGCAGGUAUUCUGAGUAUGCAGCAGGAGACAGGAGCAGGUGUUCAUGCCGCUGCGGUAUCCCUCCCCGGCUUCCUAGAACUGGAAUAUUCUCUCCGACGGCUGCAGCAUCCAAACUGUUUCCGAGCAAGUCUCUUAGCAACUCCCCUAAAUCGGGCCCGGAGAACGUCGUCCGCCCAUGCACCUUGUGGGUGGUUCUGACUUCGAGGUACAUUCGGCAGUAAGGCAGCUGGUGCAGUAAACAAGAGGAGAGCUGGUCUGGUGGUAGCAAGCAUGACUUGUCCCCUUAGCUGAGCAGGGUCUGCUCUGGUUGCAUAUGAAUGGGAGACUAGAAAUGUGAGCACUGGAAGAGAUUCCUCUUAGGGGAUGAUGGGGCCACUCUGGGAAGAGCAUCUAGGUCCCAAGUUCCCUCCCUGGCAGCAUCUCUAAGAUAGGGCCGAGAGAGACUCCUGCCUGCAACCUUAGAAAAGCCGCUGCCAGUCUGUGUAGACAAUACUGAGCUAGAUGGACCAAGGGUCUGACUCAGUAUAUGGCAGCUUCCUAUGUUCCUAAUGACUGGGCUGUACGCCUUCUCCUCACGGAACUGAGGGGCAGCAUCCAGUUUAGUCAGUCACGACUAAGCUCCGUUGAAAUUGACGAGACAGGUUAGUCUCGACUGACUUGGCCUGCGUUCAUUUCAAUGUUAGUCAUGACUCACUUAGUCUGGAGUUUGCCUGCAGAUUAUUGCAUUUUGAACUUGGCUUAAAUUCCUACUCAUGUGCAGCCUCCAGCCCGUGGGAAGACUGUUUCUCUUUUUCAUUUGUUUGUUUCAGUUUUCCGCCUGAUAUCUUGACCUGCCUUGCGACGGUUUUGUGAGGAUGUAAAAACACUUUGUGGAUUAAAAUGCUGUUUUAAUGCUCAUGUAA
Hemicordylus capensis (graceful crag lizard) is the source of this 3534-nucleotide messenger RNA. RefSeq names its product zinc finger DHHC-type containing 24 (gene ZDHHC24). The record is from RefSeq and is a predicted model, not a curated record. Lineage: Eukaryota; Metazoa; Chordata; Lepidosauria; Squamata; Cordylidae. The transcript is spliced from 4 exons. Gene Ontology annotation, cellular component: endoplasmic reticulum; Golgi apparatus. Gene Ontology annotation, molecular function: protein-cysteine S-palmitoyltransferase activity. Gene Ontology annotation, biological process: peptidyl-L-cysteine S-palmitoylation; protein targeting to membrane. Bases 94 to 975 code for a protein of 293 amino acids.